Molecule: messenger RNA, 2509 nt
Organism: Haliotis rubra (blacklip abalone)
Lineage: Eukaryota; Metazoa; Mollusca; Gastropoda; Lepetellida; Haliotidae
Product: tripartite motif-containing protein 2-like
Exons: 3
Coding region: 85-1881 (598 amino acids)
Biological process (GO): positive regulation of DNA-templated transcription
Cellular component (GO): chromatin; nucleoplasm
Molecular function (GO): zinc ion binding; protein binding; ubiquitin-protein transferase activity
Source: RefSeq, a predicted model, not a curated record
UAAACGUUGCGCCAGCACGCAUCCUGAUAACGGAGUGUCGACAAUGUAUACGACAGGUCAACUGGAAGACGUCGUUCUGUCGGGAUGGACGCCAUCACAAAGCUGGAGAAGUUGAAUGAGAAUUUCCUGACGUGUUGUAUCUGCAGCGAGGUGUACAAGGACCCUUGCACUCUGGCGUGUGGUCACACCUUCUGUAAGGGCUGUCUGAAGAAGUACCUCCUCAAUAUCCACGACACCCUCCUGGGUUGCAUCCCGUGUCCCUACUGCCGCCAGACUACCAGUGUCCCACACCCUGACGGGCCGGUGGAAGAGUGGGUGAAGCCCAUCAAGCCGAGCUUCCUCAUACAGGGGCUGCUGGACAUGUUCGCCCCAGGAGGCGGAAAUACACAAGAUGCAAGCAAGCAUAUGUGUGUUUCCUGCACUUUGUUCGGGGAGAAAAGGGACGUGGUGGAGUUCUGCUGCAGAGACUGUAACAAAGCCGUGUGUGUGAACUGUUGUACACUGCACCAUGGGACGUGUACAUCUGUCGUCCCCAUACACACUGUGUUACCAGAGGUCAAGUCCGUGCUCAUGGAAAACAAGGACAUGAUCAGCAAGCAGCUGGAUUGCACAAGGUCCAGUGUUUUACAUCACCAGUCACGGAUCCUCGGCAUGAGCCAGAAGAAGCUGUCGUUGGAAUUACAUACGAGGAAGGUCGCACAGAGAGCAAUGACUAUGAUCAAACAGAAGGAGAAACAGCUGCUGAAUGAGCUGAAUGAAAUGACUGAACGACAUAUUGUUGAUCUGAAAGGACAGGUGAAAUCGGGGGAAAUUCACAUUCAGAUGUAUCAGCAAUAUGAUGAGUACAUAACGCAGGUGCUGAAGUCGGAGAGUGAAACGGAGAUGUUUGACAUUUACCAGAUGUGUCAGUCAGGGGCAAUAAAGGAGGCAACAGACAGAAACUUUCAUCUACAACACAAAACAGAGGAGGAGGAUAUUAUAUUCAUUGAUGAGUUCAAUGAGAGAGCAUUUCUGACAGAUGUCCGCCUGGGAAGACUAGAGAAGCCGUUGUUUGAUGUUACGUCUACUCCCAUGCUAAGUGAGUCAGUUGAUGUCCGGUUUGACAGUGACAAAGCCACGCCUGAUGCUGCUGAUGUUGUUGUUAUGUUUGUAGACGAUGUGGAGACGCUCGUAGUGACCGACUGGAGCAACAAGUGCCUGAAAUCAUUGUACACAUUGAAGAAUGAAUCACGUCAGAGUAAACUGACGCUCAAAAGUAAUCCAUUUACUGUGACGAAGCUGACAGAGAACCAGGUGGCUGUAUCCUUCUGGUCCUACAACGCGAUAGUCCUAGCACAGGUGACACCAGACCUCUUCAUGAUGUCCAUCAUCAAAACAAAGAAGAAAUACCGAUGCCUGACAUCCUUGAGUUCCUCAACACUAGUAGCAGGAUGCAUGGAUCCAUCUUCUGUUGAUGUGCUGGACAUGGCGGGGGUUGUUCUGCAGACCUUCUCUGGACACAACACCGGUCAAAACCUGCUACGUGAACCAUGGUUCUUGAGUACUACCAUCAACGGCAACAUCUUGGUGUCCGACGGUGGGUCGGGCUCCGUGUAUUGCAUCACGCGGGAGGGAGGACUUGUGUUCGCCUACACGCCUACAGGGGAUAGAGAGCUGAAACGACCACGUGGUAUUACAACUACCAACACUGGCUACAUCCUGGUAGCAGACUACUGGACGGAGAGACUGGUGCUGCUGACACAGACUGGGGAGUUUAUCAAAGACCUCCUCAUGUCCCAGAAUGGAGCCGAAUCUUUGUGUGGGGUAUUCCUUCAUUCAACGAGACUCUUUGUGACGGAAAGUUCUCAAAAAGUGAAAGUAUUUGAGUUCAAGAGCACCUAACCUUGAACCAUGUUACCGAUCCUUGGGCUCAAAAUAACGCUAUUGCUCAAUAUUGUAAAAAGAAUUGAAGAAGUCCCGAACGAAAGCAUUUCGUCUUUUGAGUUGACGCCUUGCCCUUUGCAUGAAGCGAACAUUUAACAAGCGAUCAUAACCAAUCAAACAAGUCAAAACAAUUAUGUUGAAAGCGUCACUUCAGCCAGUGCAAAAUAAAAUUUGUGAAAAUAGAAAAAGUGAAUAUAUUGCUAGGAAAAAAUAUAUUAUUCAGAUGUACAGAGUCAAAAAUUCUUCUGUUUCUCUAGGGCCAUUUAAGGAAUGUGUGGAACGUACGAUAAUAAUUUGAGUCAACUGUAAUACAGGAAAUACAGGGCGUUAUAGCAAUGUGUGAGCAGAUAUUGUAACCAAUAAGUGAGUUAGUGAGUGAUGAAGUGAUUAAGUUAGAGGUAUUUAGAAGAAGAAAAGAAUUUAUGUUUUGGACUUGAACAAAUGUGUUGCUCGUCCCCACAACACAUGGUGUACAGGCCUGUAAAGGACAUAUGAUAUAUAAACAGUCAGCUUAUGGAGGCUGGACAAUGUCAUUUUUGUUAGAUUUCAUUUGUAGUAUUGUUUGUUAUUAAACUUUCGUAGAUUA